Messenger RNA from Carlito syrichta (Philippine tarsier), 473 nucleotides. RefSeq names its product PIGB opposite strand 1 (gene PIGBOS1). The record is from RefSeq and is a predicted model, not a curated record. NCBI's taxonomy places the organism in Eukaryota, Metazoa, Chordata, Mammalia, Primates, Tarsiidae. The transcript is spliced from 2 exons. Bases 262 to 423 code for a protein of 53 amino acids.
ACGGGCUCGCCUACGCUUUCUCUUCUGCAUUUCCGAACCGCGGGAUUGCCGCUCGCUUUUGGCUUUGUGUUCUCUGUGCUCCGGGACCCGGACACUGCCGGAAGGAGCCGAGCUGUCCUCUGCGGGCGGCAGCGGGAGGCGGGAUUAGGACCUCGGAGCGGCCUGGGAGUAUUAACGGUGGUAAAGAUGUGAAGAGAUUUCCUGGAUGUGGAGUGUGACUUUCCGAAACCACCCUUACCUUGUGCUGUGUUUGUUAUCAAGAUGUUUGGGAGAUUGACUCUUCCACAACUGCUUUUUGCUACUUUCCUUGGAAUUGCUGGAGGAAUCUAUAUUUAUCAACCAAUAUUUGAACAGUAUUCCAGAGAUCAGAAGGGAAUAAAAGAAGAGUUGAAAUUGGCACAGGAAACAGAAAAGAAAAGUUAAUACUACAUGGAGUUGAACUGUAAUGAUUGAUUAAAAUUCCACUGAAAUUA